Molecule: messenger RNA, 720 nt
Organism: Cryptomeria japonica (Japanese cedar)
Lineage: Eukaryota; Viridiplantae; Streptophyta; Pinopsida; Cupressales; Cupressaceae
Product: germin-like protein 3-1
Exons: 1
Coding region: 11-670 (219 amino acids)
Cellular component (GO): cell wall
Molecular function (GO): manganese ion binding
Source: RefSeq, a predicted model, not a curated record
UCUGAGUCAGAUGGCUUCACUAUUUCUCUUUUCCAUUCCUCUCCUUUUGGUGUUGUUAGUUCCAAUGAUAAGUGCAGAUCCAGAUGCAUUGCAGGAUUAUUGCGUGGCGGAUACCAAUUCAUCUGCAAUUUUCAUAAAUGGGUUGCCUUGUUUGAGCCCAAGCCAGACAUCUGCAAAGCAUUUUACUACGUCGGCUUUGGGCAAGGCAGCAAAUACAUCAGGCAAUCCAUUUGGGUUUGGAGUAAUUCUUACAACUCCACAGAUUUUGCCGGGCGUCAAUACGCUCGGAGUAUCACUUGUUCGUGCAGAUCUUGAUGUGGGUGGAUUGACGCCUCCUCAUACACACCCGAGAGCCACCGAAAUCGUUUACAUAUUGCAAGGAAAGUUAGUGGUGGGGUUUGUGGAUAGUUCGAACAAUUUGUUCUCUGAGACUGUGAAUGCUGGCGAUGUGUUUGUGUUUCCCCAAGGAACACUUCAUUUCCUUUACAACGUUGGAGGGAGUCAUGCAAGUUUGAUUGCUGCUUUUAACAGUCAAAAUCCUGGUGCCGCUGUUACUCCUUUGGUUACGUUUGCUACCACUCCACCCAUUCCCCCUCAAGUUCUCAGCAAGGCAUUCCAGAUUAGUUUGAAAGAGGUGAAGAAAAUCAGAAAGGGUCUUGGUGGCAAUUAAGAUAUAUCAUGUAUUUUCAUGUAGCUCAUAAUUUAAGAUAUAUCAUUAGU